This is a messenger RNA of Pyrenophora tritici-repentis Pt-1C-BFP, 1206 nucleotides long. Its product is annotated as LldD, L-lactate dehydrogenase (FMN-dependent) and related alpha-hydroxy acid dehydrogenase. The record is from RefSeq and is a predicted model, not a curated record. Gene Ontology annotation, molecular function: oxidoreductase activity; FMN binding. NCBI's taxonomy places the organism in Eukaryota, Fungi, Ascomycota, Dothideomycetes, Pleosporales, Pleosporaceae.
AUGGCAAACACCAAGACUCCCCACGACCUCAAUUGCCUAACCAUCAGCGAGCUCGAAAAGCUCGCUGCCGAACGCAUGGACAAACAAACUCGCGACUACUACAAUGAAGGCGCAGACUCCGGUUCCACACUCCUUGAAAAUAUCACUGCAUACCAAAAAUACCGCAUUCGACCACGCGUCCUGCGUGACAUCUCAUCUAUCGAUACCAGCGUCAACAUCUUCGGACAUGAGAAUAGCAUUCCCCUCGGCGUCGCACCAACAGCCAUGCAAUGUCUCGCGCACGGCGACGGCGAACUAGCAACAGCGCGCGCAUGCAAGAACAUGGAUAUUGUAAUGGGACUAAGCAGCUUCAGCACAACGACUCUCGAAGAUGUGAAGAGCGAAUUGGGAUCCCACCCCGGUGCACUCCAACUGUAUCUCUUCGAAGACCGACCGAAAAGCCAGAAACUAAUCCAGCGCGCGAAGAAAGCAGGCUACAAGGCUGUGAUGCUAACCGUCGACACCCCUGUCCUCGGUCGGCGGAACCUAGAAAUCAGGAACCAAUUCACUCUCCCCAAGCACCUCAAGAUAGCAAACUUCGCCCAUGAUGAACACGACAACGAGGCCGUCGAUUUGGAGGAGAAAGAUACAACAUCCACGAUGACAGAGGAAACGAACCACCGCACACCACCCCAAGGCCCCAUAACAUUCCAUACCCACGCCCCCAACCCGACACUCUGCUGGGACCGCGACAUAUCCUGGCUAAAGUCGCAAUGCGGCCCUGAAAUGCAAGUCUGGCUCAAAGGCAUCGCCACCGCCGAAGACGCGCUGCUAGCUUGCCACCACGGCGUCGACGGUAUCGUUGUUUCGAACCACGGGGGUCGGCAGCUCAACGGCGCGCUCGCUACCAUCGACGCGUUACCCGAGGUAGUCGCUGCUGUGCGGUCACAUACGGGCAAGAAGGUGCCUGUCCAUGUUGAUGGUGGUAUUCGACAUGGGACAGAUAUUUUCAAGGCGCUGGCGCUGGGCGCGGACUUUGUGUGGGUGGGGAGGCCGGUGCUGUGGGGGUUGGCUUAUAAAGGGCAGGAGGGGGUGGAAUUGGCGUUGAGGUUGCUAGCGGAUGAGUUUAGACUUUGUAUGGGGCUUGCGGGUGUGACUAGGGUGGAGGAUAUUGGGAAGGAGUAUUUGAUUAAGAUGGAUCGGAGUGGGUUUGUUAGUCGGUUGUGA